Vigna angularis (adzuki bean) is the source of this 6039-nucleotide messenger RNA. RefSeq lists its product as uncharacterized. Gene Ontology annotation, biological process: endosomal vesicle fusion; protein targeting to vacuole. Gene Ontology annotation, molecular function: protein binding. The transcript has 19 exons. The coding region runs from base 52 to 5802 and encodes 1916 amino acids. Gene Ontology annotation, cellular component: HOPS complex; late endosome. Lineage: Eukaryota; Viridiplantae; Streptophyta; Magnoliopsida; Fabales; Fabaceae. The record is from RefSeq and is a predicted model, not a curated record.
AAAAUAAUAAAAGAACAAAAGACUUGUGCGUAUCGUCGUUGGGCACACACCAUGGAGCCCGACGUCCGUUCACUCCUUAACUCUGCCUCCUCCUCCGCUUCUUCCUCCGACGCCGACGACGAUGCUCCCCACCGCACCAUCGAUGAAAUUCUCAACGACUGUGACACUUCUUCUUCCUCAAGCUCUCCCCCUUCCUCUCCCUCUCACUCUCUCUCUCCACUCACCAAUUCCCAUCCUCAAAACCCCACUCUUCAACCAAAACCACUCCAACCCGCACUCGAUUCAAUUUCUCGGCUCAAACCAGCCGAAUUCUCCGACCGCACACGCGUUUCGCGUCCGUUCUCUUCUCUACUACAGGGCGUGCGGUCCAAUGCGAAGCCGGGCGCCGCCCUCGCGGCUGCUGCUGCGGCGUCUCGAUCCGUUCCUACGCCGCACGCGGCGGCGAUCAUUUCCAGGAGGAAAUCUGCGGCUGCGAUCAGCACUGAGUUGAGUUCGACCGCUGCCGCUAGCGACGAUUAUUCCGAUGUUUCUUCUAAAGGCGAAUUGGGCGAGCUUAGUGAGAAAUACGAUCCUGUGCCGCAGAGAAUCGAGACUCAGUCUAGUGAAAGUGCUUCUGUUAACGGCGAGCGUGUUGAGAGUGAUGCAGAUAUUGCCAUUGAUUUGAAGGCUGGUAGUGCCGCUGACAAUCAGGUGCAUAUUGAUACUGAUAAUGACAGUAGGGAUGGCGAUGAUGAUGGAAAUGGCAAUUAUAAUGAUUCUUCUAUAGUGAGUGAGGAGAAUAGGAAUUUAGAUGAGGUUGACGGUUACCAUGGGAAGGAUAUGAAUUCUUCAACGUUUGAUGAAGAUAAUAAUGAUCGUGACUUGGAUGGGAAUGAUGGUUCUGAAAAGAGAAUCACAGCUAUGGAUUCAGCUGUGGAAACAGAAGAAACGGUGGAUAAUGGUGAAAGCUCUGUGGAUCAUGUUAAAAAUGAGCUGAGUGGUGGCGGUAGUGACGAUGGUAGUUCAUUGGGUGAUGUUUCAGAGCUAGUGGAAGAGAGGCUUGAGGAAUUGGAAAGCAGAAGGGCUUCUAAGAGAGCAGAGAAGAAACGAGAAUUUUCAAUGAAACCACUUGAAUUGGCUGAAAAAUUGGAGAAAAAGCGAGCUUCAACUGGUUUGCAUUUGGAAGAGGGUGCUGCUGCCCAGCCAAUGAGACUCGAGGGCGUUCGAAGAGGGUCCACGACGUUGGGAUACUUUGAUGUUGAUGCUGAUAAUGCAGUCACCAGGGCGAUUUCGUCCCAAACAUUCAGGCGUGAGCAAGGUUCUGCCCGAGCCGUGGCAGUUCAUGCUAAUUAUAUUGCAGUAGGAAUGUCAAAAGGGCUCAUUGUUGUCUUUCCCAGUAAAUAUUCCAUUCAUCAUGCUGAUAGCUCUGAUGGAAAGAUGUUGAUGCUUGCUAUGCAAGGUGAUCGGUUGCGUGCUCCAGUGACAUCUAUGUCUUUCAAUCAACAAGGAGACCUUCUUUUAGCUGGUUAUGGUGAUGGUCAUCUUAUCCUGUGGGAUGUACAGAAAGGGGUUGUAGCAAAAGUUAUUAGUGGUGAGCAUACAGCACCAGUAGUACAUACCUUAUUUCUAGGUCAAGAUCCUCAGAAUACUCGUCAAUUUAAAGCAGUUACUGGUGAUUGUAAGGGUCUGGUUCUCUUGCACAUUAUCUCGGUUGUUCCUUUGUUUAGUAGAUUCUCCAUCAAAACUCAGUGUCUUCUUGAUGGACAAAGUACAGGCUUGGUGCUUUCAGCUUCACCACUCCUUUUCGAUGACUUCAGCGGAAGUGCUUCGCCUUUUUCUCAGGGAAAUACCUCAACCCCAGCCAGCAGUAUAAGCAGCAUGAUGGGUGUUGUUGGCGGAGAUGCAGGUUGGAAACUCUUCAACGAAUCCUCUUCUUUGUUGGAAGAAGGUGUGGUUGUAUUUGUAACUCAUCAAACUGCAUUGGUGGUACGGCUGAGCCCUACAUUGCAAGUCUAUGCUCAACUCUCUAGGCCAGAUGGGGUUCGGGAGGGGUCUAUGCCGUAUACUGCAUGGAAAUACAUGACACAAACACAUAGUUCUACUGAAAAUAUGUCUGCAGAAGCUAGUGAAAGAGUUUCAUUGCUUGCAAUUGCUUGGGAACGUAAGGUUCUGGUUGCAAAGUUAGUGAAAUCAGAACUAAAAGUAUAUGGAAAUUGGUCUCUCGAAGGUGCGGCUAUAGGUCUAGCGUGGUUGGAUGAUCAGAUGCUGGAAGUUCAAACUUCAAGUGGACAACUGUAUUUAUUUUCCAAGGAUGGAACUGUGAUUCACCAAACAAGUAUUGCCAUAGAUGGUAUUGGAGGAGAUGAUCUAGUCUCUUAUCAUACUCACUUCAUCAAUGUAUUCGGAAAUCCUGAGAAAGCUUAUCAUAACUCUGUUGCUGUAAGAGGAGCUUCUAUUUAUGUACUUGGUCCAACACAUCUUCUCAUUUCUCGUCUUCUACCUUGGAAAGAGCGUAUUUCUGUUUUGCGGAAAGCAGGUGACUGGAUGGGUGCCUUGAACAUGGCAAUGACUCUUUAUGAUGGCCAUGCUCAUGGUGUUAUUGAUCUUCCUAGAACCUUGGAUGCCGUACAUGAGGCCAUAAUGCCCUUCUUGGUGGAGUUGCUUACAUCAUAUGUUGAUGAAGUGUUCUCCUACAUUUCAGUGGCAUUCUGCAACCAAAUAGGUAAAGUGGACCCAUCCAAUAAUUCAAAUAGUAGAAGCAAUUCAGUACAUUGUGAGAUAAAGGAGCAAUACAACCGUGUUGGUGGGGUUGCUGUUGAAUUUUGUUGUCAUAUCAAACGGAUGGACAUUCUUUUUGAUGAAAUUUUCUCCAAGUUCGUGGGUGUUCAACAACGAGAAACAUUUUUGGAGCUUCUGGAGCCAUAUAUUUUGAAAGACAUGCUUGGAUCUCUACCUCCUGAGAUCAUGCAAGAAUUGGUUGAGUAUUAUAGUACCAAAGGGUGGUUACAGCGGGUUGAGCAAUGUGUACUUCAUAUGGAUAUAUCAUCCUUGGAUUUUAAUCAGGUCGUCAGGUUAUGCCGGGAGCAUGGACUUUAUAGUGCCCUGGUUUAUGUCUUCAAUAAAGGAUUAGACGAUUUUAGGGCUCCUCUGGAGGAGCUGUUUGCUGUCUUACAAAAUAGCCAAAAGGAAAGUGCUACUGCACUUGGGUAUAGAAUGCUGGUUUAUCUCAAGUACUGCUUUACAGGUCUUCCCUUUCCACCAGGCCGUGGAACUAUUCCUCCCACACGCUUACCUUCUCUUAGAAGAGAACUUGUGGAGUUUUUGUUAAAGGACUCCUGUACUUCGAAAUCUCACACCAUUUCAGAUUCUGAGUCCAGAGGACCCCACCCGAAUCUUUAUCUUCUUUUAAAGUUAGACACUGAAGCUACCUUAGAUGUCCUCAGAUGUGCUUUUAUUGAAGAUGAAAUUCCAAAUGCCUGCUCAUCUUCACCAGAUGCAGCCAAUAAACCUAUAGAGGAAGCAAAAAAAGAAGAUAAAGCUACUGAAACUCAAAAUGCUUUGGUUCAGAACACAGUUGAUGCACUCAUUCAAAUAAUUGAUACGAAUAUUGUUCAGACAGAUACAACCUUUAGUAGUGGUGAAGAUGGGUUGAUAAAAGAGUGGUCUUCGAAGGACAUAGGUUAUCUAUUUGAGUUCAUUGCAUAUUAUGUUGCUACCCAAAGAGCUAAAAUUUCAAAGGGUGUACUGUGUCAAAUAUUGGAAUAUUUGACAUCUGAUAGUCACUCCUCUACCGAUAUUUCUGUUUAUUGCUCAACUCCAAAAAACAGAGAGAAGCAAGUGCUAGCACUGUUGGAAGUACUUCCUAAGUCAGACUGGGAUCCUUCAUUUGUGCUAGAUCUAUGUGAAAGAGCCAAAUAUCAUCAGGUUUGUGGAUUGAUCCAUAGUUUCAGACAUGAAUAUGUGGCUGCACUGGAUAGUUAUAUGAAUGAUGUAGACGAGCCUAUUCAUACCUUUUCCUUUAUUAAUAAAACAUUAUCACAGUUGACUGACAAUGAGCAUGUAGCAUUUCGGUCAGCAGUCAUAUUGCGAAUUCCUGAAUUGGUUGAACUAAGCAGGGAGGGUGCAUUCCAUGUGGUUAUCAGUCAUUUUAGCGAAGAAAGUUCCCAUAUCAUAACUGAACUUCACUCUCAUCCAAGAAGUCUUUUUCUUUAUUUAAAGACGCUCAUUGAGUUUCACUUAUUUGGCACCCUAGAUUUGUCUAAUUUGAGCAAGGAUGACACUAUGAAUCCUCUCAAUGGAAGGCAGGUUAAGGAUCACUCUGAAGGAGUUAGAGAUUACUUAGAGAAUAUAUCCAAUUUCCCCAAGUUCAUGCGGGAAAAACCUAUUCACGUGCCUGAUGAUCUUAUUGAGCUUUACCUUGAGUUAUUAUGCCAGUACGAAGGUAGUUCAGUUCUCAAGUUUCUGGAAAUGUUUGAUAGCUAUCGAGUUGAACAUUGUUUACGUCUCUGUCAAGAAUAUGGCAUUAUAGAUGCAACUGCGUUCUUAUUAGAAAGGGUUGGUGAUGUUGGUAAAGCUCUUUCAAUUACACUUUCUGAUCUUAAUGAUAAAUUCGUUAAGCUUGAUGCUGCUGUGGAAGCUGUAGUUUUAAACCGUAGCAGAGUUGGUUCUUCACAUGUGGAAGUAUUAGACACUGUUUUAAGAACAAAGGAGGGAAGUGACAUCCAAGAUCUAUUGCGUGCCUGUAUUGGUCUGUGUCAGCGGAACACCCCUCGUCUGAAUCCUGAGGAGUCAGAAGCGCAUUGGUUUAAAUUACUUGAUUCGUUUUGUGACCCAUUGAUCGAUUCAAAUGUUAAAGGAGCAUAUGAAAGUAAAAAUCAUUUUGGAAUGUUAGCUGGAUCAGCAGAUUCACAACAGGACAAGGACGCCUAUAAAAGCAGCUGGAAAAUUUCAAAGUCCCGGAAUGGUCAUAUCUUGAGAAAAUUGCUAUCACAGUUCAUUAAAGAGAUUGUAGAGGGAAUGAUUGGUUUUGUUCACCUUCCAACAAUCAUGUCUAAGCUUCUGUCUGAUAAUGGUAGUCAAGAAUUUGGUGAUUUUAAACUUACAAUAUUGGGAAUGCUGGGAACAUAUGGCUUUGAAAGAAGAAUUCUGGAUGCUGCCAAAUCGUUGAUAGAAGAUGACUCGUUCUAUACAAUGAGUUUACUCAAGAAAGGGGCCUCUCAUGGAUAUGCCCCCAGGAGUCUCGUGUGCUGUAUUUGUAAUUGCCUUCUUACAAAGAACUCUGGUAGCUCUGGAAUUCGGAUUUUCAACUGUGGCCAUGCAAUUCAUGUCCAAUGUGAAGUUUCGGAAAUUGAGGCAUCAAGCAGAGGAUCUUCGUCGGGAUGCCCUCUAUGCAUGCCUGGCAAGAAAUCCCAGCAGUCCCGAAACAAAUCAAUCAUUGCAACUAAUGGCUUGGUCAACAAAUUCUCAUCAAGGCGCCAGUACCCCCAUGGAAGUACCAUCCAUUCUCAUGACAGUGAUUUGACAGAGAAUAUGUAUGGGCAGCAACAGAUAUCACGGUUUGAGAUCUUGAGCAACCUGCAGAAAAAUCAGAGAUUUAUGCAAAUAGAAAACUUGCCUCAGUUGAAGCUUGCCCCGCCUGCUGUGUACCAUGAAAAGGUAAAUAAAGUUGCAAACUUUCUGACAGGCGAAAGUAGCAAUAAUUCUUCUGCUAUUGAGAAACAAAGUAGAAACAAGCAAAACCGGGAGCUAAGAGUUAAGGGUUCAUCAAUCCGAUUUCCUUUAAAAUCAAGUAUAUUUGGCAAGGAGAAGACAAAUAAGCGGUGACUAACUUUUUUGAAAACAGGGAACAUUGUAGACAAAGAGAGAUCAAGCACUAACAACUGUACAGACUAACAAUAGAUAUCUUCAUCUAGCUCAACCCAUUGUUAUUCUUUUAUAUUUUAUUAUCCCCGUACAUUUUACUAGCUGUUCUAUCUGUUUGUUAUCAUACACAAAUUUCUGUAUGUACGUGUACAAUAGAAAAGCCAUUUUAGUGAGUUUGAGAUAUUCUAAUCCUACCAU